AUGCUAUCUUCUCUCAUCUUCCUUGAUAUCUCGUUCAAUAUGCUGAAAUCUUCAGUGAUAUUUCAUUGGCUUUUCAAUUUCACCAUCAAUCUUCAUAGGCUUCACCUGUCAAAUAACAUGUUGCAAGGUCCCAUUCCUAAUCAUUUUGGCAACAGAUUGAACUCUCUUAAAUAUCCGGAUCUCUCUUAUAACCAACUGCAAGGCGACAUUCAAACAUCCUUCGGGAACAUAAGCACAUUGCAAUUUCUAUCACUUUCUGAAAAUGAAUUAUAUGGGAAAAUACCUAAAAGUAUUGGCUUGCUAUCUAUGUUGGAGCGUCUCAUCUUAAACAAGAACUCCUUGGAGGGUGAAAUCGAUGAAUCACAUUUUGCUAGCUUGUCCAAUUUAAAAAGGGAUCGUUGA
This is a messenger RNA of Lathyrus sativus (Indian pea), 402 nucleotides long. Lineage: Eukaryota; Viridiplantae; Streptophyta; Magnoliopsida; Fabales; Fabaceae. The record is from the annotation of a GenBank genome assembly.